Messenger RNA from Rhopalosiphum padi (bird cherry-oat aphid), 909 nucleotides. RefSeq lists its product as uncharacterized. The coding region runs from base 284 to 829 and encodes 181 amino acids. The record is from RefSeq and is a predicted model, not a curated record. The transcript has a single exon. Lineage: Eukaryota; Metazoa; Arthropoda; Insecta; Hemiptera; Aphididae.
AGGUAUUUCAUUGUGGAAAUACACGUUUAGUAGUGGGGUGAAGUAAUUUUCAAUUCAAUGUUAAAAUUAGCAAACCGGAUACUAAAGCUGGUAUGUUUAACUAGUUAUGAUUCGAAGUCAGUAUUCGAGUGCAUCUUUAGUGUACACGUUUAUCGGGUGUCUUUCUGAUAUUACGAUAGUUUUACGCGCAUAUUGAAGUUUCAAUUUUAGUAUAUCGCAUAUUAUAGUCUUGGACGUUACUAGACAAUUUGUUAUCACGUACAAUAAAUACUCUUGUAACACGAUGAAAAUUCGAUUUAAUUUCUCGAUUUCGGUAGUUGUAGCUAUAGUAGUGUCUUCGGUGAACGCAAGGUAUGUCUCUGAGAAUCCCGUUGCCGAUAAACAUUUGAGGACGGGCAAACCCAGUGCCAAACAGUUGUCUAAUACAAGUUUUCCUAUAUCCCAUAUUAACGCCGUAGUAAAGUCCACGACCGAUACCAUCGCGAAUACCUCAUUGGUAAUGUCUCCAGUAAAUACCACUUUGGUCACGUCUCCUGGGAAUAUCACUACGAAAACGUCUACAUCUAAUAACAUUACUGAGACAACGUUCAUCGAGGAAACAGUAAAGGGCACCACUGCCUCUACGCCUAUCGAGGAAAUACACAUGGCGCAGGCAACAACAAUAGCUAGCUUAGAAACGGUAACCGAAAACCAGACAUCCACAAAUCAGACAACAACCGAAAGUGGACUUUUGACAACCAGAUAUAUGAUAAAUCCGAAUCGUAUAAAGUGUUCAAGUGACCAGAUACCAAAUGCAUACGGAAUAUGUGUACCAAUAUUUAAUAAUUAAUUUAACCAUUCCCGAAAUUGGAAUAAUAUUUAUUAUAAAGUACUUAAAAUAAAUGUAAUUUAUUAAAUAUUUUAUUUAUA